This is a messenger RNA of Symbiodinium natans, 3288 nucleotides long. The record is from the annotation of a GenBank genome assembly. NCBI's taxonomy places the organism in Eukaryota, Dinophyceae, Suessiales, Symbiodiniaceae.
AUGGCUGAACCGCCCCGGCGAUUCAAGGCAUUGGGGCUGAACGAGGAUGAUUUCUUAAAAAACUACCGGGAAAAAAUCGUGCGGAGCUUCAUGAAUCCUACUCCGAAUUACAUGCCCCGAAAGGGCUGGUUCGAGAAGAAGUUGGUGACGGAGAAGUUGUGGCCUUCGAAUGUCACGGCCAGCGAGAUGGAAUCCUUCCUGAACUGGGCAGCAAAAUGCGUCCACGGCAAAAAGAAGGGUGUCUGGAGGACAAGGGCAGACGCACAAUCGAGCUGCUGUAUCGGAAUCAGUCCUCAGCUGGAGAACAAACCUCGGGAGUUCGUACUGACAGAACCAGACCCGUUGCAACCAGACGAGUUCUUGCUACAUGUGGCUUCAGCUUUCAGUCCCAAAGAUGAGAUAUGGCGGCUUCGCAAGCAGGCUUGCCCAAUUUGGCCCAUGGCCAUCAAGGCAGACGUGUUUUCAGAUCUUUGCAACACUGCUUUCAGUGCGUAUGUGCGCAGAGGUUAUAUGCUGCCAGCUUUCGUGGGGAAAAAUCCGGACAUCAUCCAAUUGAGCGAAGAGCUCAAAGAGGAGCUGAAGAAGUGCUCUUCCAAGCUUGAUGCAUGGCUGAAAGCCCAGAUAGCCCAGAAGGCAGAGGUGCCGGAAGAGAUGGAGGAAGAGAAGGAGGCCAAGGAGCCAUUGUCGCAAGCUGCGCCGCCCCGUGCAGCAUACCCAGCCAAGAAGGAAGCUGUCAUCCCAGAUCGGCAAGCUGGUGGCGCCGAGCAGGCACGUGAGCGCGCAUGGGCAGAUUCUCCAACAAGGGAAGGCUGGGAAGACCGGGUUGAGGAACCUUUGCGGCGUUCCUCCACAAGCCGCUUGGACAUGCCCAAGUUGGCGCGUUGGGUGCUGCAGGUGAACGAGCCUCACAUCCAACAGCUCUUUCCGCGCGGCAAAUCUUCAGCUUCCUGCUCGGAAGAUGAAUGUGCCGUUAUACGCGAGUACCUCAAGCAAAAUGUCAUUGUGCUGCAGACUCUGGUUUCGCUUGGCGAGCAGAAUGGUAUGGGCUUCCCUGUUCCCGUCAGCUCCUUAAUAUGCCACCCUACACUGGGCUUGGCCGAAGCGUGCGUGGAAUGCACCUAUGCCCCCAAGGGGGUACCGCAGUGUGUGCUUACCUGCUUCCCCCAUUGGGGAGUAAAUGGGUGCCCCCAUGGCGAGAGGUGCAGUCGUUUGCACAUGGACCGCGAGGAUGCUUUGAAGUCGUACCGCAGGUUGCAAUGUCGCAACCACUGGUAUGAUGACAUCGACCCACGGCACGGUCCGUUCCCGUGCCCCAAGCGUUGUCCUUAUGCCCACAGCCGGAAGGAACUCAGGCCUGAGAUCCCUGCUGGGUUCAGCCUUGCUGAUCUCCUUCCUGGCGUUCCUCCUCUGGUUAAAGUACUAAUAGACCAGCGUGAGGAAGAGAUCACCUCGAGCGCAAUUGCAGCAACCGCCGGUGCUUUACGUGUCCUCCGGGGCGGUCGCUUGCUAAAGUGCUCAGAGCAGCGCAACUGCAAAUAUUUGACCCACAUGAUUUGCGACUAUGCGCAUCCCUGUGCUGAGUCGUCUCCGUUGAUUCGAUCCGGUGCUGGAGGCCGUGACGGCCCAGAAAGGGCCACCGGCCACACUGGAGAAGAGCGGAACAAACAAGGCAAUCUGCAAGAUGAAGCAGAUGAAGCGUCAGCCGACCCGGAAGUUUCUGAGGAUGACGACGAGAACUCAAUGCCUCCUGGUCAGGAGACCCGGGAGGUGCAAGCGCAGGAGACUAUCAAGCAUGUUCUCCAGCAGGCAGCCGUGCCAGACCUCUUGGAGUACAGGAAAAUGUACUUCGAUGGCACGCCGCCGUACGAUGACGCCGAGUUUGAGAGCUUCUAUUGGGAAUCCAUCCCCACCAUCAGGGACCAUUGGAAAGAGCAUGUCAAGGGAACCAUUUUCUACUCCAAGGUGCCAGAAGAUCACCCUCGGUACGUCAUCCUGUGGCAAUGUUGCUUGGGAACCGGAACAAGCGUAAAGGGCGUGUACUUGGGCUUCGACCUUCUGAGCAAGCUUCCAGUGGCCAUCAAAGUCUUCAAACCUGAUGCUGAGAAGGUCUUGGGUGUCGAAGGCAUUGAGAGGGAGACCAGCUUCAUGCGCCAGCGGAAGGGCCUGCGCACACUUGUCGAUUUCAUUGCCUUGCUGGAGCUGGUGGAUCCCUUCAGUGAUGUGGUAAACAGCAAAAGCCGUGCCAUAGUCAUGGAGUGCCUCAAUUCUCAACUUGCUGGAGUGCUUCCUCUGUGGAAGGAGUAUCGUGGCAAGUUUGAGCAUGUGUUCUGGCUGCAAAGCUUCGGAAAGAACCUGCUACAAGCAGGGCUUGAAGUCACCCAUGUGCCGGACGUCUCAAACAACAUCUUGGUGCACCGUGACAUCUCUCCUCGCAACAUCAUGAUUGACGUCUUUGGCAACAUCAAGUUUAUUGAUGUGGGGGUGUCCCGCCUUCUGGCAGCCAAGCAUGCUCAGCACGGCCGGACUGUGAUUGGAGCUUCCAUAGACAAUGGCUUUGUGGCGCCCGAGAUGCUUAUGCAGAUGCAAAGUCCCAACAACGAAGCGAGCUACAGCUACUCUGUUGACAGCGAUGUCUACUCCCUGGGCAGGACCAUGCUGUCCCUGAUGAUUUGCACAAUGGAGAACAUCAGUUGUCUAAAGACUGUGAAGGAGCAGGUCUCCGAGUUUCAGGAAGCAGCUCCCCAUAGUGGCUGGCUACUGGGGGACUUGAUCAAACGCAUGACGAAGAAGGUGCCCUCGGAGCGCCUUUCGCUGGCCGAUGCGCUGCGCCAUCCCUUCUUCUGGUCGAGUGACACAUGCAUCUCCUUCAUUGCCAACGUGGGAAGCUGGCUGCAAAAUCUUUCUGAGAACGACCACCAGAAACAGAAGGCCAAGAUUACCGAAGCCCUUGGUGAAGCUUACGAAUCAGCCCGCACGUCUGGCCUGCACGCCGAAGAUGGUCAGAACGUUGCGAGUGAUGGCAGGGGCUGGUGGAAACUAUUUGGAGACAGCGCAAAUCGGUUCCGGGCCGAAUACCUACCGUUAGGGGGGGCGUACGAUGACGCGAGAGGCUGGAUUUCUCUUCUGACCAUGGUGCGAGAUCAUGCUCCAGGCCAUCACCAGAAGUUCUUGAUGGAGCCCGAUUCGUCUAUGCUCCUCGACUAUGUUCCCUUCUUGACGGCUUGUCUGUGGAAGUGCGUGGCUGAAAACCACCGAAAGCAUCCCAACUUCCGCUUUGUGUUUCAGUGA